GAAACGCCACAGGAUGACGGAAGCUGGACCUGUUUGUGUAGAUGUACAAAACGUUUCCGUUAGAUAUUCCAGUUUUCGUUAUUGUAUCACCAUACCGUCAUCGACAAUCCACAAAAGAGUUUCCAGCAAUGACAGAGUUGAUCAAACACAGAAAAUUGGUUUCUCUCGUUACCGGUUCGGUGUCGUCUGCAUUCAGUAUUGUGAAUGUCAUCGUUAUGGGAUUGAACAAUGACAUCACUCUGCAAGACAUCAUUGUAGACAACGAGGCAGCGUGUGUGAUAAAAUCAUCCUAUGGAAUGUACACAGUGGGGACGAUUGUUGAAACUGCUGUCACUGUAUUUGUUGGGCUCACCAUAUUCGUCGAAUUACUGAAAAAGGACUUCUACUACAUUAAUCUAAUCAGUCAUGCCAUUGCCUUUUUGGCUCUUGGUUCCGCGUCCAUUGUAUUUGGCGUAAAGCUGAACACCCGAAUCACGUGGUACUUUUGGCUCGGGUUGAUGGGUGGGGUUUUUGCCUUUGGAAAUUUUCUGUACUGGUUCUGCACUCAGAUGUUCCGCCGAUACUUAAAACGGCAUCACCCCGAGGACCCGAUAUUCAGUGUUGGGGGCGGUGGAGGAGACAAUCCAAGUUAUGACGAUGGUGGUGGUGAUGAUUACGGUGGUGAUGAUGAAAAUUAUGACUGAGGGGUGUGCUUACAUGUACAACUUUUACUACUGCUCUUUGUUUUCUUUUUUGUGUGAGUGUAUAAAAUUUAGAGUUAUGAGAUUUCCAUGAGUUCGUAUUGUAUACCUGUAUAAAAACUAAACUCGUUAUGUUUUAUCAUCGGUCUAAGUUUAAUAAAUUAUUACUACUCACAUACAG
Ostrea edulis (European flat oyster) is the source of this 861-nucleotide messenger RNA. RefSeq lists its product as uncharacterized. The coding region runs from base 42 to 683 and encodes 213 amino acids. NCBI's taxonomy places the organism in Eukaryota, Metazoa, Mollusca, Bivalvia, Ostreida, Ostreidae. The transcript is spliced from 3 exons. The record is from RefSeq and is a predicted model, not a curated record.